GAGAGAGAGAGAGAGAGAGAGUAUGAAUCACUCCGGGAUGCGAACGUGAGAGUUUUUCGUUUUCUCAGUCUCUCCUAAACACGUAAAGGAGAAAGAACAACACCGUACUUUCUUUCUUUACCUUUUUUCCCCUUUGUAUACCUUCAUUUUAACUGGAUACUUUGAAGCGGAUUUACGAUCAAAGACGCGGUAAAAGUUUUUUUUUUUUUUCCUCCUCCUUUUUGAUCCCCUCCGCGCGACAGCAAACCGCGUCCUGAACAGAGGGGAAAAGAAAAGAAAAGAGAAAAGAAAGAAAGAAAAAAAAAAACACGGGUGGAAUUCUGCAGUAGUGGAAAGGUUUAAACCUGACGGUGCGACUCCUGUUGGGAAUCUUAAACCAGUCUAUAAAUCCAAACUCGUUCACGCUUUGGAUUCGGAUUUGGAUUCGGAUUAGCGAUUAGAUUUAUUUUCUCUCAGUCUCUCACUCACUCUCAGACUCGGUGCUUUUACUUUGCCAAGUGAAAGAGUUUUCCACUUGUAUUGUGGACUGUUUUUAUGUUAUUUUGGUUUAUUUUUCUAUCCUUGUACACGAAUAGAGAAAAAGGAAAAGAAAAAAAAAACAAUAACACGGAAAUAAGUAAAUUUUAACUUUUUCCUUCAACUAUCAACAAGUCCUGUGAGGGAGAAAAGUAGCUCUGAGGUAAAGACCCGAUGUCCUAGCUGUUUGUAUGGAGAGCUACACCAGGCAACAAGCUCUGCUGUAGAGGAGCAUGAUGAAGAACACAAUGAAGGUCAUGCUGCUGCUGUUGUUCUCGGUUCUUCUAACCCAGCCUCUGCAGGGCCAAGCCAGGCCAGCCAACCCAGAGCAAGUCGCCCUGUUAGAAACCACUGCGUACACCCUGUACGAGGGAGAAAAGCUGGAGCUGAAGUGUAGGAGUAAAGAAGAGCCCCAGGAGGUGAACUGGACCAAGGACCAAGUUUCCCUCGCUGACGGGGAACACACACACCUACGCGACGGUCAGCUGGAGAUCGAAGGCGUGGAGCUAGCCGACUCUGGCCUUUAUGGCUGCUUCGCCCGGAGCCCUGAGGGCAACCACACUGAGUAUUUUAACGUCAAUGUCACGUAUGCCCUGGCUUCAUCUGAGGAUGACGACGACGACGAGUCGUCUUCAGAGGAAACGAAGCAGUCCAGCAGCCAGAAGUUAAUCUCUAACAGCCAAGAGCUAUCGCCGACCGCACCAGAGUGGGCUCAGCCUGAAAAGAUGGAGAAGAAGCUCCACGCGGUUCCAGCCAGCAGGACCGUCCGAUUCCGCUGCCCAGCUGUCGGUAACCCGACUCCCAGCAUCAAGUGGCUGAAGAACGGCAAGGAGUUUAAGAAAGACCAGCGCAUAGGAGGUUUUAAGGUGCGCGAGAGCUUGUGGGCGAUCAUAAUGGACUCGGUGGUGCCCUCAGACAAAGGCAACUACACCUGUUUGGUGGAAAAUAAGUACGGCAGCAUCAACCACACCUAUCAGCUGGACGUCGUCGAGCGUUCGCCUCACAGGCCCAUCCUCCAAGCCGGCCUGCCUGCUAAUCGUACAGCAGUGGUGGGAAGCGACGUGGAGUUCGAAUGCAAAGUCUUUAGUGACCCGCAACCACACAUUCAGUGGCUCAAACACAUCGAGGUCAACGGCAGCAAAGUAGGAGAAGACGGUCUGCGAUACGUCAGAGUCAUAAAGCACUCUGGGGUCAACAGCUCGGACACGCAGGUACUGACGCUGUACAACGUGACGGAGGAGGCGAGUGGGGAGUAUAUUUGUAAAGUGUCCAAUUAUAUAGGCCAAGCCAACCAGUCCGCAUGGCUCACCGUCACUAAACACGCCUCCACAGCCUUGCCUCCAACCCCGGUGCCCAGCCAGACUUACCUGGAGGUGCUGAUUUACUGCGUGGGAUUCUUCGUCAUCUGCGCGAUGAUCGUGACCGCCAUGGUGUACAAGAUGCACAGAUCCACCAAGAAGAGCGACUUCAACAGCCAGGUGGCCGUACACAAGCUGGCCAAGAGCAUCCCACUGCGCAGACAGGUAACAGUGUCUGUGGACUCGAGCUCAUCCAUGCACUCAGGGGUGAUGCUGGUCAGACCAUCACGCCUCUCGUCAAGUGGCUCCCCCAUGCUGUCUGGAGUGUCAGAGUACGAGCUGCCGCAAGAUCCACGUUGGGAGCUGCCUCGCGACAAGCUGGUCCUGGGGAAACCUCUGGGCGAAGGCUGCUUCGGCCAAGUGGUUAUGGGAGAGGUCGUGGGGAUGGACAAAGACAAACCUAACCGUGUCACCAAAGUGGCUGUCAAGAUGCUCAAAUCUGAUGCCACAGAGAAGGACCUGUCAGAUCUGAUCUCAGAAAUGGAGAUGAUGAAAAUAAUCGGCAAGCACAAAAACAUAAUCAACCUGCUGGGAGCCUGCACACAGGAUGGUCCUCUUUACGUCAUCGUGGAGUACGCGUCAAAAGGGAACCUGCGCGAGUACCUGAGGGCCCGUCGGCCUCCUGGUAUGGAAUACUGCUACAACCCGGACCAGGUACCUGUCGAGACGGUGUCCAUCAAGGACCUGGUGUCCUGCGCCUACCAGGUGGCUCGCGGCAUGGAGUACUUGGCCUCCAAAAAGUGUAUCCAUAGAGACCUAGCAGCACGUAAUGUUCUUGUGACUGAUGACAAUGUGAUGAAGAUCGCAGACUUUGGCUUGGCCAGAGACAUCCACCAUAUUGAUUACUACAAGAAAACCACCAAUGGACGACUGCCGGUAAAGUGGAUGGCUCCAGAAGCAUUGUUUGACCGAAUCUACACCCACCAGAGCGACGUGUGGUCUUUUGGGGUGCUGCUCUGGGAGAUCUUUACUCUGGGUGGCUCUCCGUACCCUGGCGUCCCUGUCGAGGAGCUGUUCAAACUGCUGAAGGAGGGUCACCGAAUGGACCGCCCCUCCACAUGCACCCAUGAACUAUAUAUGAUGAUGAGGGACUGCUGGCAUGCUGCGCCAUCUCAGAGACCCACCUUCAAACAGCUUGUGGAAGAUCUGGAUCGCACUCUCUCCAUGACGUCGAAUCAGGAAUAUCUGGACCUGUCAGUCAGUCUGGACCAGUACUCUCCCAGUUUUCCAGACACGCGCAGCUCCACCUGUUCCUCCGGCGAAGACUCCGUGUUUUCCCACGAGCCCAGCGCCGAUGAACCCUGCCUGCCUAAAUUUCCCCCAAAUCCUAACCGCUUGAUAGCGUUCAAAAAGCGUUGAGCUCACUUCACAUGCUGUAGCUUGCUUCUAAGCUGGACUUCAUUCAUGGACCCUAGAAGACAAUGCUUGAAGACAGCGGAUGAGGAUGGAUUAAGAUGUGGCUCAUGUUAAGACUUCAAAGCAUUGAGUCGUCAUUUCAUUAUUUACAGACCCACUCUAUAGGGCACUUGGGACAAUUUUUACAAUUUUUUUUUUUGGGAUCCAUCUUUCUCAUCUCUGGACUUUUAAAAAAAAAAAAAAAAAAGAAGCCGGACGAAGUGGAAUUGGGACGUAAACGGUGCCUGUUACACACAUUGGAAACACAGGUUUUUCAUUUCAAAUGAACAAGGAUAUCUCUCUCCAUCACAAUUCCUUCCGAAAAUUUAUAAAUAUGAAUAUAUAUGUGUGUAUAUAUAUAUAUAUAUAUAUAUUUACACACUACUUUUAUCUUUAUUACAUUCAUUGAUUUUGUGGCUUUUUUUUGUAUCUCUAUGUCCAGUGGUUCAUUUAUGGGCAUUUCUGGAAGAGGGACAAAGCAUUUGUCUACAUAAAAAAAAAAUAUGCUAAUAUUCUAUGAAUUGAUAGCAGGCCAGUUUUUUUUUGUACUGAUUGUUUUUUUGUUUUUUUUUGUUGUUGUUGUUGCUGUAUACUCUUAACGGUGGUAAGCUAACGUAGCUCGGGGCCGCUGCUAGCUUUUUCAAUGACGUUCAUUACAUCCUCAAGACUAGUUAAGCUAUGUAAUUAUAGGCUGUUUUAGUAGAAAUCAUUCCCAUGUGUUAACGGCUGCUUCUGUAUUAAAAGUAGCCUCAGAAUGGUACUUUUUAAUGGUUUUGAGGUUAUUUAAAAAAAAAAAAAAAAGGAAAAAAAAAGACACGCACACAAACACUAGAAAUUUGCGAAUUUAAGAUGUGCCUUGGGAACUGUAACGUGUUUUGACUUCCAUGUAAUGGAUUGACUGUGUAUAAAAGCAAAAGCCGCCGUUCCGUCUCGAAGGAGAAGGAAUCACGGACCACUUAUGUCACUGUAUAAAGCAUUAAAUAAAAAGCUAUUGAAAAACGAA
Messenger RNA from Tachysurus vachellii, 4272 nucleotides. RefSeq names its product fibroblast growth factor receptor 1a (gene fgfr1a). The record is from RefSeq and is a predicted model, not a curated record. The transcript is spliced from 18 exons. Gene Ontology annotation, biological process: positive regulation of kinase activity; multicellular organism development; protein phosphorylation. Gene Ontology annotation, cellular component: signaling receptor complex; membrane. Gene Ontology annotation, molecular function: fibroblast growth factor receptor activity; ATP binding; fibroblast growth factor binding. Bases 750 to 3233 code for a protein of 827 amino acids. Lineage: Eukaryota; Metazoa; Chordata; Actinopteri; Siluriformes; Bagridae.